UUCAUAUUAAUUAUUAUUAUUAUUUUCCAAAUGUUUUCAUUAAAACUUUUUAUGUUAAGUUUCUUAUUAUUUUCAGCAAUUUUGUAUACAAAAGCAAAAGAGAGUAAAAAAGUAAACCAUUUACAAUGGAUACUAAAGUAUUCGGGAUGGAAACAUUUGAACGAUGUGAGAUAUAUAACAUAUUACAAAAAAAAAUUUGAUUUGCAUAGUUUGAUUGAAUUACCUAAAUUUUACCUUGAAUGUAAUCAAAAAAUACGAACUAUGACUAUAUAUAUUGCAUGUACAUAUGCAAAAGUUUUAAAAAAUUUCUCUUUAGUUAUUAUUCACACCCAAAAAAUUUGUAAAAAUAAAUUUCAGGAAAAAGACAUAAUAAGUGGAUGCAUUUGUACCGAAGAACUAGUAAACAUGAUAUCAAUUUUCAUUGUUCCAAUGAUCACAUUAAUGAAAGAUGCCAUUGAUGCUUUAGAUUUAUUACACACGAAACCAUUGAUUUUGUGUGUCAUGAAUAACAACAUAAUAAGUAUUUUAUUAAAAAUAAUUCCAAAUAUUAUUGACAAAUUUAACAAACAAACUUUAUCACGUAAUGAAAUGUCUACAUAUUAUCAGACAUUAAAAAUUGUAAAAUCAUAUUUUGAAACAAUAAUAAUAAAAAGUGUAAAUGAAGAAAUUAAUGGGUAUUGUGAAUAUGUACCUUAUGAAACAAAUUAUUUAUGGAAUGAAUGGGUUCAAGAGUUUAAUGACAUUAUUGGCAAAGACAUAAAAUUAUCAUUUUUUAAAUUCUUAAUCAGAAAAAUUAUGUUUUAUGUAAGAAGUGUAAUCAUAGAAAAAUAUUUUCAACUGGGAUUCAAAUUUGAUCCAAUCACAGAAGAAACGUUUUUACCAAUAGAUCCGACUGAACUAGAAUUAGAAUUUAAAUCAAUAGAUGAAGAGCCUUCAACACCAAUACAAAUAGAAAAUUAUUAAUUGUUGUAAUACAUUUAUCCUAUAUUCAGAAAUCAUAAUUAACCAAAAUGUUUUGAACCCCUCUAGAAUAAGGAGAGUGGUCUGAUUUCAAAAAAAUAUAUCGGAAGAAAAGAAUACAUAUCAGUUAUAGAAAUUUAAAAUUGAAUAUUAAAAUAUAAAAUUUGACCACAAAAUAGCUGGUAUUUUAACUUAAAGAAUGUUAGUUUGUAAAUUUUAUUAAAUUUGAAGCUCUAGAUAUAUCUGGAACAUUUUCAAAAAUUAAAUAAAAAUACCGAGCACAGUAGGAGGAUCGGCGGCUCAGUGGCAUAGUUGGAACAAAUAAAGAUGAUAUCUGACAAUGAUUAAAAUUACAAUAAUAAGAAAUUAUUAAAGUACAUACUGUACUUAAUUCAAUUAGAUUCUUUAAUACAAAUGUUUCUCCGGUGAUUGAAUCAAAUUAUUUUAUCAUGUUUAAAAAUUUAUCAUCUGAAAAACUAGUAAUUAGUCUAAUAUAAGAUUACUUAGUAGUUCACUUAUUAGUACUUUAAG
Daktulosphaira vitifoliae (grape phylloxera) is the source of this 1491-nucleotide messenger RNA. RefSeq lists its product as uncharacterized. The record is from RefSeq and is a predicted model, not a curated record. The transcript is spliced from 3 exons. The coding region runs from base 31 to 963 and encodes 310 amino acids. NCBI's taxonomy places the organism in Eukaryota, Metazoa, Arthropoda, Insecta, Hemiptera, Phylloxeridae.